Alternaria infectoria is the source of this 1080-nucleotide messenger RNA. RefSeq lists its product as uncharacterized. The coding region runs from base 1 to 1080 and encodes 359 amino acids. Gene Ontology annotation, molecular function: succinyl-CoA:3-oxo-acid CoA-transferase activity. The transcript is spliced from 5 exons. The record is from RefSeq and is a predicted model, not a curated record. Lineage: Eukaryota; Fungi; Ascomycota; Dothideomycetes; Pleosporales; Pleosporaceae.
AUGCAACUGCAAACCGGCGAACUCCCUGUACGAUACAAUACCGACGGCACCAUUGCGAAAAUGGCCCCUCCCAAAGAAACCCGCGAGUUCAACGGCAAAUCCUACGUCAUGGAAGAAGCCAUCUUCGGUGACUACGCUUUCGUCAAAGUCGCCAAAGCCGAUCGUCUCGGCAACUGCCAGUUCCGCAAAGCACAAAACAACUUCAACGAAGCCAUGGGCAAGAACGCGAAGAUGACGAUUGUCGAGGCCGAUGAGAUCGUUGAGGAUGGAGAGAUCGCUCCAGAAGACAUUCACCUCCAAGGCAUAUACGUCAAGAGGGUGAUCAAGAGCACAGUGGGCAAGGAGAUCGAGCGGAAGGUCUUCUGGAAGAGCCCCGAGGAGCAGAAGAAGGCACUACUGGAGGGUGGCUCAACCGAAUCAUCACAGAAGCGCGAGCGCAUUAUCAAGCGCGCAGCACAAGAACUGAAGGAUGGCAUGUAUGUCAACCUCGGUAUUGGCAUGCCGCUGGCAGCACCUGCCUUCCUACCCGAGGGCACCGAGAUCGUUUUGGAGUCUGAGAACGGAAUCUUGGGUAUGGGACGGUAUCCCAAGCCUGGCGAGGAGGACCCCGACCUUAUCAACGCCGGAAAAGAGACCGUGACUUUGAUCAAGGGUGCAUCAACUUUUGGUAGCCACGAGUCCUUCGGCAUGAUCCGAUCAGGCCGGAUAGACGUCGCCAUGCUGGGUGCCAUGCAAGUGAACCAAUACGGAGACCUCGCAAACUUCAUGCUUCCCGGAAAGGUCAAAGGCAUCGGCGGCGCAAUGGACCUAGUCGCGAACCCCACACAGACCAAAGUCGUCAUCACCAUGGAACACGUCGACAAGAAGGGCAACCCCAAGAUUCUGAACCAAUGCACAUUCCCUCUCACAGGACAAAAGUGCGUGAGCACUAUCAUUACGGACCUGGCAGUAUUCGACUGCGAUCGCGUCGAAGGUUUGACCCUGAAGGAGCAUGCCAAGGGCGUCACCGUGGAUGAGAUCAGAAGCAAGACGGAGGCGCCAUUCAAAGUCAGUGAGAAUCUGAAGGAGAUGAGCGUGUAG